Messenger RNA from Microcebus murinus (gray mouse lemur), 7177 nucleotides. The record is from RefSeq and is a predicted model, not a curated record. Lineage: Eukaryota; Metazoa; Chordata; Mammalia; Primates; Cheirogaleidae.
AGAGUUGCGUUUGGAAAUACUUUUUCCGCCUCCCGCCCCCUCGGGUACUGACCAGUGUGGUCCCCAAGUGUCCUUCGUGGAGUUCUUAUUCCGUGUGAGCGAAUCGUGUGUUGGUGUUUACUUAGCUGUGUAGCCCCAGCCUGUUAACUGUGGUCCGAGCUACUUCUGGAGGUUUCUACCAUUUACUAUUUACUGAAUGUGUGUGCACCUGGCUCUCUGUAUGCACUGAUGUCUGUGGGAAACGUGUACGUGUGCAUGUUUGAAACAACAGGCUCGUGAGUUAAUGCUUAAUGUCUAUAACCCGUAUCAGCAACUAAGUCUUCCCAGAGAAAUACAUCGAUCUCUGCACCAAACCUAGAAACUGACUAAAGUAAGAUAUUAAAUGGCAUGUAAAGAAACGUAUAUCAGAUAAUAAACUUUUGAUAUAGAAAAAGAUAGCUGCAGGAACCACUUCUCCUUGAGGAAAAACAAAUGUGCAUUUAACUAAUACCUAAAUCUGAAUGUUGAUGGAACCAUUUAACUACUCAGAACUAGCCAUUAGACAAAUAAAGUUGAUGUUGCAUAUUUUAAAGACAUUUCUUGCUAAAAUGCACACAUCAUAAAUGGAUCACCUUCUGAAUGCAAAUGUGUUUGCUGUGAUAGAGGUGAGAAACUGUCAUUUGGUCAUUUGAAAGUUUAAAAGCGACAUGAAUGUUUCUAAUGGUAAUAGAUUAUUUCUCUGAGAUUUUAAAUUGAACAGAUGAGAAAGGCAAAAAAAUAUUUAGUAACCUAUUAAUCAUUUUGCCUCCCAUCUUUUUUUGUUUUCCUCCAAAUAAGUGCUAUUCUUGCCUUUGUUGUUGAUUUCUUGAUAUUUUAAUCCUCCUCAGGCAUUUAAUCCAAUAAGAGAUUAGAACAGAUUUACUGGUUUUAAAGGUGUUGAAAGAUAUCUCUAUGGGUCCCAUAACUUCUCAUUUUUAUUACCAAGUUAAUAUCUUUUGAACAAUGGAGGAAAUGCAAUUUCUUAGAGGAAACUCAGUGGACAUUGAGUAUCAGUGGUGUCACCACUGACAUCAAUCUAUUUUGCAGAAUAUUGAGAAGCUUAGAGCAACCAACCUUUAAGGUUCCCAUAGGACUUUGUCUGAUUUAAAGUGUUGCUUUUCUAAUCCCACCCUACUGACAGUUUGCAAGGGAAGAUAUACUGAUUGAUUUUUUUCCUCUGUCCUUUUUUUUCCCUUGGUACUCCUUCCCCCUCCCCCUUCCCUCCCAACUCAGUUAAGAGCAAUUUUAUAAAAAUAAAAGGUCAUAUAUAGUUUCUAAAGUGAGACAAAUUAUUUUCUGAUUAUAUCUAUACAUGAACAGAAGACAUGCACCUCUAGAAUUUUAAGCAUUGCGUACUGCAGGUGAUUAUUGGCAGGCACAAUGGCAGUUACCAUAGUUGAACAAGAGGCUUGAUGUUGGACAUGAUUUUAAAAAACUAAUCCAUUUUAGGCUAUCAGGAGAACUUACUGUAAAUGGACUCUUUUUGUUUCAAAGAUGUCUCCCACUCCAGGCGAGGAGCAAUCUUGGCUGAGGAUUCCCUCCUGCGGGUCUCUUUCUCAGUGGUUCUGAGUUUGGCCUAAUUGAAGACUGAGGUUAUGAAGUCGAUCCUAGAUGGCCUUGCAGACACUACCUUCCGCACCAUCACCACAGACCUCCUCUACGUGGGCUCGAAUGACAUUCAGUACGAAGACAUCAAAGGUGACAUGGCCUCCAAAUUAGGAUACUUCCCACAGAAAUUUCCUCUAACUUCCUUUAGGGGGAGUCCCUUCCAAGAAAAGAUGACUGCAGGAGACAACCCCCAGCUGGUCCCAGCAGACCAGGUGAACAUUACAGAAUUUUACAACAAGUCUCUCUCCUACAAGGAGAAUGAGGAGAACAUCCAGUGCGGGGAGAACUUCAUGGACAUGGAGUGCUUCAUGAUCCUGAACCCCAGCCAGCAGCUGGCCAUCGCCGUACUGUCCCUCACGCUGGGCACCUUCACGGUUCUGGAGAACUUGCUGGUGCUCUGCGUCAUCCUGCACUCCCGCAGCCUCCGCUGCAGGCCUUCCUACCACUUCAUCGGCAGCCUGGCAGUGGCAGACCUCCUGGGGAGCGUCAUCUUUGUCUACAGCUUCGUUGACUUCCACGUGUUCCACCGCAAAGAUAGCCACAACGUGUUUCUGUUCAAACUGGGCGGGGUCACAGCCUCCUUCACCGCCUCCGUGGGCAGCCUGUUUCUCACGGCCAUCGACAGGUACAUAUCUAUUCACAGGCCCCUGGCCUAUAAGAGGAUUGUCACCAGGCCCAAGGCCGUGGUGGCAUUUUGCCUGAUGUGGACCAUAGCAAUCGUGAUCGCCGUGCUGCCUCUCCUGGGCUGGAACUGCAAGAAACUGAAAUCCGUUUGCUCAGACAUUUUCCCACUCAUUGACGAAACCUACCUGAUGUUCUGGAUCGGGGUCACCAGCGUGCUGCUGCUCUUCAUCGUGUACGCGUACAUGUACAUCCUCUGGAAGGCCCACAGCCACGCCGUCCGCAUGAUUCAGCGCGGCACUCAGAAGAGCAUCAUCAUCCACACGUCCGAGGAUGGCAAGGUACAGGUGACCCGGCCGGACCAAGCCCGCAUGGACAUUCGGUUGGCCAAGACCCUGGUCCUGAUCCUGGUGGUGUUGAUCAUCUGCUGGGGCCCUCUGCUUGCCAUCAUGGUGUACGACGUCUUUGGGAAGAUGAACAAGCUCAUUAAGACGGUGUUUGCCUUCUGCUGCAUGCUCUGCCUCCUGAACUCCACCGUGAACCCCAUCAUCUAUGCUCUGAGGAGCAAGGACCUGAGACAUGCCUUCCGGAGCAUGUUCCCCUCAUGUGAAGGCACGGCACAGCCGCUGGAUAACAGCGUGGGGGACUCGGACUGCCUGCACAAACACGCAAACAACGCAGCCAGCGUUCACAGGGCUGCAGAGAGCUGCAUCAAGAGCACGGUCAAGAUCGCCAAGGUAACCAUGUCUGUGUCCACAGACACGUCUGCUGAGGCUCUGUGAGCCUGAUGCCUCCCUGGCAGCACAGGAAAAGAAAUCCUUUUUUUUUUUUUUUUCCCUUAAAGCUCAAGAUCUAGAAGAGUCUGUUGUCUCAUCGGUUAUAUUUUUUUAAGUUUACCAUGCUCAGUGAAAAGGUGAUUGUCACCGUGAUCAUUUAUCAGUUCACUAAUGUUUCGAUAGUUUAGGUACUCAAACUCCAUUCUCCAGGGGUUUACAGUGAAGAAAGCCUAUUGCUUAAGUGACUGAACGGCCCUUCAAAGUCAAUGAAAUAGGAGGGGACCCUUUGGCUACACAAUUUGAAGUGUAAGUACCCAUAGAAAAAUAUCAUCAAAUGAGUAAUGCCUUUGUACCCACAACUUUCAUUAUAAUGUGAAAUGUAUUUGUCCAUAGUAUCAGAGAUGUCCAUUUUUACAACAGUAAUAUUACUAAAGUAGAGAUAUUUUGUAAAAUGUGUUGUGUCCUGUGAGAUGUGUAUCAGUGUUUAUAUUAUGUUAUUUAUAUUUGUCUAAUUCAGCAAAACUGAAAGGUAGACUUUUAUGAGAACAAUGGAACACACAGCAGUGGAUGUACGCCAAUGAGACUCCUUUUUUUCUAUAUUACUGCCCAUGAUAUAGCUUAAGAUACCUUAAUUUUUCUUCAGAUAUCUCUAUUUGAAACUGAAAUAACCAUAAAGAUUUAUUUUUCUGUUAAUACGACAAGAAGAAUUUGAAGACUUCAAAGUAUUGAGCAGAAUUCAUUGCCACUUACAAAUUUAUUAGUCCUGCAUUUUCAUAGGAGGACAUUUAUUAUCUUCUGGACUAUAGCUGUUCUGUUGAGUAAUGGAUUACAAUCAGAAUGGAAGAGAGAAAGCAUAUUGACUUUUUUAGGGUGACAUCUCUGACUUUCUUUAGUCUUUAGCUAUUAUUGGAUCUCUUAAGACAGCAUGUGUCAAUCUUAAUGUAUAUUGUUACCACUGUGCAGUUGCUGUUUACUUGAAGAGUAUUGUAUUCUUAUAUUCCAGGUUUAAGUAGAUUUCAUGCCUGGGUGGCCAAACAACAGUCUUCUGGUUUUGUUUGUUUGUUUGUUUAUUGAAAAGUAUUGUCUGGAUCAGUAAAUUUAUACUAUGUGUGAAUGUGAAUAUAAAUGUAUGUAUGUGUGUAUUUCUAUCUUGUAACUGUUACAGUAAUGUCAUAAAGUGAGAAAACUGUGACCAAGUGUAAACUGUAUCACUUGCUGCACUCUUGCACAUGAAUUCAGUUUCUAAAAUUGAGUUCUUCCAGAAAUCUUGUUGAUAGGAAUAGUGACUGUAACCAUUCAGAAAAUUCCUACCCCCAACCCUUCUUAGGAAAUUGAGUCAAGUAUUACUAAAUUGAUCUUUGGGUAUUACAUAAGACCAGUGUUCAGCAAGGAAUAAUCAGUGACAGACAUUCAAAAAAAAGGCUUUUAUUUAUAAUGUUAUCUGGAAAUGAGAGUGUUUUGGUUUCUGAGCACCCAAUAUUGAUCAGAUCCAUGGAGAUAUAAGUCAUUAAAAGGAAGAUAGUUCUAAAAACAAAACAAAACAAAUAAAACAGAUGGGAACAUUUUUCACUUGUGUGUGUAGGUAAUGCCAUCCCAGUUUAAGUAGUGCUGUACACAUCACGAUGAAGUAGGACUGUCACACCUGGCCCACGUGGCUAAAAAGGCCAAAUCAGACAGUGGAUGAGACAGAAAAGGGCAGCAAAGAGCUGACACACUUGGGAUUGGGCCUAGAAAACACGCUGCUGCUGUGCUUCACCCAGAUGCCCUUGGUAGCAGCCCAGUGCUCGGUUUUGUCUGGGUGGGUUUGGGCUGCGGAAUAGACUUCCCUGUUCGAGGCCAGCAAGGUAUGCUACAGCAUGAAGAUGAUGUGCUUUGUUUCUUCUUAUGACUCAGUCUCGUACCCCUUACUGAUGCCAUAGAUGCUCAGAGUUGGGCCCUUUUCCAGUAAGGAAUGAUACUGCUUAAAGAAGCCACUUGACCCUGAAAAAUUUUACCUACAAUCUCUUCUCCUCAUACAGAUAGAUAAAUCAAGACUCCUACAAGGCUCCGAGGCCUACAUAGCAUGAAGGGAAGGGGAGAGCUAGCGUCUGUCUGGCGAUUCCUAGCUCUCAAAAUACCCAAGGAGCCUGAUGGGGCAGUGCCCCUUUUGCAGUUUAUGGUCUAAGGCAGAGUGAGGUCUGUGGACCAAGUGGAGGUGCUGUCAGUUGGCCAUCCAUCUGUACAGCUUGAAUCUGCCCACUGGUUCCCCCAUUUUACCUCGCUGUGAUAUGCAGAUGAGGGCUCAGGGUGCUGGAGAUUAAUAAGAUCUCUUUAGAAGGAAAGAUGAUUAUUUAUGAAAAAAACUCACCAGGGUCUAGUUUCCAUUUAAGAAUUGCUAGUCUUUUGUCCUGCAUCACCCUGAAUAUUAAUCCACACAUCUCAGAUCUCACCAGGCAGUACCAACGCUCUUCUCACAGCUAUGAAGACCUAGUGGAGAUGAAAUUCUUGUUAUAGGUAGGAAAACUUCAGGAUUCAUUUUUGAAACUGUAUUUGUGCAUAUGCAAUGUAGAUUUUAUAGUGUGUUGUGCUUUCAAGAUCUAAAUCAUAUAUAAACAAUUAAGGGACAAUGGGGCUGACAGCACUAAACUUGGUGCUUAUUGAUAUUCUAAGAAAUAUCUGUGAAAUACCAUCAUGUAUGUGUUAUACUACCUUCAUUCAAAAAUGUUUAAAAUUAGUUGGAUUCACUUUGACAUUUUUCAUAUCAUUUCCUAACCCAAGUGACUAAAAUCUUCCUCUCAAUUAAUAUACUCAUCAGGAUGAACAUUUGUUAGUAUUCAUUAAUUAGCCCCAUAAUUAGCUCCAUUAAUUUAAAUAUGAUUUAAAUUUAAGUAAAGUUGUAUAAGGUCUGACAUCCGAGGCAUGUACUUUCCUCUGAGGAUAGCAUGUUUGUCCUGACCAUGCAUUUUGCCAUCACACAUGUCUUCAGAAAGGGCCAAAUUCCCAACCUGUUCAGUUUCUUCAGAGUAAUGAUAAAUCAGUCCUAGACUAACAGUUUCAUUCAGACAAGAAGAGCUAUCUGCAAGAACCUCUAAUUUUUUAUUACAUAUGAAAUAUAUGUAAAAGAAAUAUGGAUCUGGGAGAUGCUACAGACAUCUGCCUACAUUUGAGAUGAUUCCCAAGCCUGUCCUUGAGUAAGGAUUAUCUGAUAUUAAAUGUUAAGGAAUUUUUGCCGCCUAAACCGACUUCCACAGGCAAUAUGCCCAACCCACCGGAUGAAAACUAGGCCCUGGAUGAGUAGCACUCUAGUUACUGUCCUGUUGAUUAAUUUCUGCCAUUCCAUGUCCGUAGAAGACACCACCAAUAUCAUGCACAAAAUUGGAUUUCUCAUACUCUAGCUGUACAUUUGUAUGAUAUUUUACAAUCUCCUAAAUGCUGGACAGUGGCUAUUAACAAUUGUCUUGCACUGGCCUUCUGAUGAAAUGUUAACAAUGCCUACUGUAAUAUAGACAACACAUUCUAUCUACUGAUUUGGGCUGAAUGUAUGUAAAUAGGUUUUCAAAAAGUCGGAUGUUUAAGCAGUGGCCUAUUAAUCAGUAGUUUCCAGAUAGGAGAGUUUCUUUACAUUGCUGUGGCAUCCUAAAAGCUAUCUUCAUGUAAACUUUCUAUGCUAGGCCUACUGGGGACCAGAUUCCCCAAGAAAGGAAACCUUUUCUUGUAAUAGUAUGAAUCAAGAUACCAGAUUAUCUGGAUUCUUAUUUCCAAUGUUUCAAGUAGAAAACAACUCUUUAUUGUCUGUAAAUCUAACGUGGAAAACAACUCUUUAUUGUCUGUAAAUCUAACAUUAUUACUUUUCCUCUUAGAAGAAUAUUGUAUUGUUAGAUGUUUGUUGAGCUGGUAACAUUGUUGCAGCUGCUGCAAUAUCUUCGUUAGUGAUAUGUAUAAUAUUUUGUAUACAAGUACUGGUAAGAUUGUUAUUAAAUGUAGCUUCAGUCAUUAAAUUACUAUAGCGAAGUAGUACUUCUGUAAUAUUUACAAUGUAUUAAGCCCACAGUAUAUUUUAUUUCAAUGAUGUAAUUAAACUGUUAUUUAUUCAAAGAGAAAACAUCUCAUCAUGUCUAUUGUCCAAAAUUACCUGGAAUAAAUAAAAAUUCUAGAUUAUCAUGAAGAACAUGAAA